Drosophila willistoni is the source of this 3620-nucleotide messenger RNA. RefSeq lists its product as uncharacterized. Gene Ontology annotation, cellular component: cytosol. Bases 34 to 3408 code for a protein of 1124 amino acids. Gene Ontology annotation, biological process: tRNA methylation. The record is from RefSeq and is a predicted model, not a curated record. NCBI's taxonomy places the organism in Eukaryota, Metazoa, Arthropoda, Insecta, Diptera, Drosophilidae. The transcript is spliced from 3 exons.
AAUUAAACACGAACCCAUCUCUAAUAGAAGGGCAUGGCCAAACACAGCGGCUUUUUGAUAUAUUUGCAGGGCCUUGGCGAUGUGGCACCUGAUGCAGCAGCUCAACAAGUGGCCCAUGCUAUCAACAAGGAGGUCCGGCAAACGGAUACAGACGAAGGCGGUUCUGGCACGUGCAUCAACCAAUCCACCUUGAAUAUGAAUUUUCGUGUCUACUAUCACAUAGUCUACAAAUAUGGACUGGAGGAUAAGCAUUUCCAAGAUUUGCCCGAUAGGCUAAACUAUACGGAGACCAAUCUGUUCCUAAUGCUACAAUCUAUCCUUCUCACCGAACAUUGGUCGCGCUUAGAUUGCCAGCUUUUAGAGAGGAAAUGCCUCGAUUCGAUCAAGGAAGCUCUAAAAUUCAAUAGUUCCAGUUUGAUGGCCAUACUAAAGGCCACCAAUUUGCUUGUGAAAAAGUUUCCCAAACUUGAAUUGUUGCCCAUGAAAUUGGAUCAUUUCUAUCAUUGUCUGCAACGUCAGAGUCAAGCAGUGGGCUCCCGGGAGGAGACCCUAACACUUUUCAAUCAUUGUUGCCGCCAAAAGAAGAGAGCCUAUUUCUAUUUCCAUUUGAUUAUGGAAUUUUGGCCAUGGACUAAUCGAAAUAAGUAUUAUUUACUUAGUGGCAUACUCAAUUCUCAUCCGUUGAACGAACUUUUAGAUGCAAGUGGUCACAGUGAAGUGGAAUUCUUUCAAGGAUUACGUUUGAGUUUGAGCUAUAAGGGUCUGCGGGCGGCUAGUCAAUAUCCUGUGAAAAGCCUAAGCAAUCAGCGUUCUGCAGCACUUCUCGGUCUGGCAGUGGAUCUUUUAGUCAAUGGAAGCGUAGCUGAGUUGCAAAAUUUCUAUAGCCAAUGGUUCUUGCGGAUACAAGAGCGAGAUGUGCUCUUUCAAUUGCUACAAUCGAAGCCGGAGAUUGUGGAAUUCCUGGCCAGUUCGGAGGCGGCACGCACACCGAGCGAACAACUGCGUCUGGUCUUGAUCUUUAGCAUGUUCGCCAAAGAGAUCUAUGCGGCAUCUAAGCUACAUUUCUUUAAAAUAAGCACCGAAUUGCUAACCAAUUGCCAUUGCCUCGAGAUGGCCACACAGUUGAUGGUAUUCAAGUUUCUGGUGGAUAAUCUAACUAAUUUUGCUGUUGAAGAUUGCCUGGAAUUCUUUAACGUGUUCAUUGAACGCCAUCGGAAUGUGGAUAAUGCUGAAUUUCGGAAUACUUUACUUGGUAAAAUGCCAAUAAUUAUCAAUCACACGGCCAAGCAUUACAAUCGGGCAUUGAAAGUGGACCAUUUAUCUGGCUAUGAUGCCCUGGCUGAGAAUAUUAAACGUUUCUUUAGUCAAUUGCAAGAGCUCAUCCAACGAGAUGUGAAAAGUGAUAUAUAUCAGCCGAAAAUAUUUGCCCUAAAGCUCUUAGAAAUUCUCAAUAAGUCUCUCUAUGCCGAGCAGGUGAUAAAAAAUACAAAAAUGUGUAGUACCCAACAGAAUCAGCAAUUGGGUGCUUAUCUCUUGGAGUCGAAAGUAUUUCAACCAAAACUAGUAUCCGAUCAAUUGUUUGGCUGUCUCAAUGAUCCCCAGGGAUUCGAUGAUGCCCUUGAAUUGAUAGUCUCUUUGCUGCUCCAGCUCAAUCAUAUCGAUCCGCAGUUGUCUGUGGAACAGUGUCUAAAACUCUGUCAAAGUUCGGAAGUAGAUGAGUGCUCCUUGGUCUCGCUCUAUGCCCAAUUGGCAGGCGAUCAAUCCUCGCAUUUGUAUGAACAAUGUGUGAUUGCAUUAAAUCGGCAAAAGAACUUAUAUCUAGAUGAUCCCUUGCAGGCAUCAAAAUCAAAUGGAGGACAUCUCUUUGGCUAUCUCGCGGUCUUGAAUGAAAUGGUCAAAGCGAAUAUUAAGAUAAAAGGUUCAUUUUUGGAACUAUUGCCCCAUCUUGAGGACAUUCUCAAUGGCAUUUUGCGGUUUCUCAAUUUGGCCAAUAUUCGGAAUCGGGCGGACAAUCAAGAAGCUGGCGCAGCAAGCUUCCAGGAUAUGGAUGAGAGCCUACAACUUUUAGUUAGCGAAAGUUCUUACAAUAUUGGCGAGGAAACGCCGGAGAAUUGUCGAAAAUAUUUACUCAUGAGUUUCUGGCUGACUUUGAAGGGCUGCUGCGAUUUGUCCACCAGCAUUGGAUGCUCAUUGCUCAAUCCCCAGGCAGAGGUCAAUUUUGAAGCUCUUCAGCGUUGCCUGGAUAUUAAUGUGGCGGUUCUCAUUCGCUGUCGUCAUAAGGGAGCCAUUGAAGCUGCCGGUUUGAGCAUAGGUCGUCUGACACGGAACAUUACACAGUCUCUAGACAGUCAUAGUCAAGGAUUCGUGAUGUUGCACGAGUGCUUAGACAGGGAAUUACUCUCAGAUAGCCGGCAGGUUAGCACUACUCGCCGUGGUGCUGGUUUUGCCAUAAUGUUCCUGCAUGUACUCAAGAAUGAUAAUCCUCGCCAGCGUUUGCUAUUGCAUAGGGCGGUGCAGCGGAUUCUACAACGCUUAAGCAAGGCAACCACCGCUGGUGGGGAUUGUGCGGGCAAUCUCGAUCGCUGGGAAGCUUUAGCUCUGCAUUAUCUAUGUGUUUUGGUGCGGGACACCGAGUUAAGGCCAGCCAUGUCCAAAUAUUACAACGAAAUCAUGCUGGUGGCCAUGGAGCAUAUUGACCAUGCUGAAUGGACUAUAUCCAAUGCUGCCCUGCAGCUAUACGGAGCCAGUUUGGGUAAACUUGCCGGCCAACGUCAAGCCACCGAAUUCGAGAUGCCUCUAGCAUGGGAGCCCUGUGAUCUAAACUAUGAUGAACUCUCCCACUUGCUACCCAAAGCCAGUGAGCAAAUGCUUCAAUCAUGCCAAAGUCAACAAGUUACUACCUCCUCCAUUAUUCUGUUUCUGGGAUUCCUUUCGAAAAUCGAGCAUUUACGGACAUCUGGCGACAGGAAACUCUCACCGAUGCUGCACAGCUUUCGUCGUCUCAGUUGGCAACUGUUGCGACACAAGUGUGAGCAAGUUCGCCAAUUGGCCGCCACUUGUUUUGUCCGCUCUCAUGAAUUCCGUUGCGAUCUACCAGCCGCCUUGUUGGCCAGUGCCAAAGUGGCUGCCCAUCUGAAUGAGGACAAUUUCUAUGAAGGAUUGCUAUAUACACUCCAUGCUGGGGUGCUUAAGUUGCAGCAUGAGGCUCGUCAUGUGUGGACGGCUGAAUCUUUGGAUAAGUUUCUCAGACGAUUGCUCGCCACACUGGAGGUCACGGAGCAAGUACGUCGUUUCAAGCCAUACACACUGAAUGUGUUAUUGGAAUUGUCGAGGCUUUUAAAUGCUAAAAAAGAAAUCGACUUGGUUCAACAACUACUUAAAGAGGCUAGUCAAUUGGAAGCGGCUUAAGUUUAGUUCUUAGUUUUACAUUUUAUUAAAUCUAACCAAAGGGGUCAAACUAAUUACUUAGUAGCUUGGAUUCAAAUUUGUAUUGAAUCUGUAAACAUAAAUUUAGUUUUAAGCAAAAACUUUGGCAAUAUAAGUAUGACAUCUUAGGAGAUAAAAACUUCGUACAUUAAUUUAUUUUCAUAGUAAUAUUUAAAUACAUCAAGCAAUUUAAA